Molecule: messenger RNA, 3426 nt
Organism: Trypanosoma cruzi
Lineage: Eukaryota; Euglenozoa; Kinetoplastea; Trypanosomatida; Trypanosomatidae
Exons: 1
Coding region: 1-3426 (1141 amino acids)
Molecular function (GO): protein binding
Source: RefSeq, a predicted model, not a curated record
AUGAAUACAUCACCGCAUUGUAAAAAGGAGAAGAACAAUAAAAGGAUACCUGAAACCAUUGAACCUUCACAGAUGCAUUCAGACCGCCAUGGUGGCGAAAGAAGAAGGGACGGAACGCAUGCGAAUGUGCUGGCCAAGGAGUCGUUGCUUCCUCCACAUGUUCCGGUGACUGUCACAUCGCCCAAGAAAAAUACGGUGGGAAAUUCUCAUGAUGUUAGUGAGGAGCAGGUUUGUUUAUCGCCAAAUGCUGAUGCACGGGGUCGAUCUGUCGUUCGUCGUAUUUGCGCGGAGGAAGAGGCGGCACGGCGAAGUCGUAUUUGUUUGCAGCAGUUAGAGUCAUGGAAGAACCUGCGCGUGAACGCGUGGAGGGAGCGGAUGACGCUGCUCCGACCAGAGGAGCGGUCUGCGUCGCUGCAGAGUUUUAGCGUGCGCACAAGAGAGGACUAUGAUUCCAGCAGCGACCUGCCAUCGCUGUCAGACUCCCCACCAUGUCCGUGUGAUCCGUUCAACCGCACACUGAGCCCGCCGCAGACUUCGGGGGCUCGAGCUCAGCGUAGCUCUCUCCUGGAGAAGUUCUACGAAGGCGAGGUAAUGCGGGAGGCAAGGCGCCGCGUGAGGCGGGAGGAGCUGGAGCGGCAAACUCAAGAGGCCGCGGAGCGGCGUAAGGCUGAGGAAGAUAAGAGGCGACGUGAACGCGAGGCGGAGACGCGGCGCUGGAUGGAGGAGAUGGAGGCGCUGAGGCAACAGGAGCGCGAAGCCCAGCAGCGGCUGCGGGAUGAGUUGGUGCAGCGGGAGGAAGCGGAGGAGAACGCGCGUCGGGCCGCGGAUCGCGCGAAAGGGGCCGAGGAGCGGCUGGAGUCUGUGCGGCGGGCCUACGAUGGGGCCAAGGCGUCCAACAAGGACGCGCUGGAUGGGCUGCAGUUACGUGCGCAGCAGGUGGAGAUGCUCUCGACGGAAAUUCAACGCCUGAAAGACGCAACGGAGGCGCUGCAGCACCAACAUACAUUAGACGAGCGGCGGCAACAACGGCGAAUCGAAGAACUUGAGCACGAGCUUGCCGCCGCCAGUCAAAGGGAGGCAACGGCCUCCAAUUGUCUGAGAGAAACUCAGCGUGAGUUAGAGGAGUUGCGGCAGUCCUACGAUGAAAAGGAGAAGGCAAUGCGAGAUGUGAAUGCGUCUUUGCGACAAAUGCAGCGCAGGACGGAAGACAACGAGCAACAGUUAUGUGCAGCUACAAGUGCAGCAGAGGAGGAGGGCCGUCGGGCGGACGAACUGGCGCUGCAGUACAAGGAGGCACAACAAACAAUGGAGGAUCUUCGCGUGGAGUUGCAGCGUUGCCGUGAAGACGCGACACAAUCGCUGAAGGAUCAGGCGGCGCGUUUUGAGGCUCUUAUCGCAGCGAAUGAGUCUGCCGCCGAUGCUGCCCUGCGGCAGCUGCAGACAGAUCUUGCGGCGUUUCGCCAACGAUAUGAAGAGCUGCGUCAGGAGCGGGCGGCUGAAAGCGCCGCAACCGAGGCGGAAUUGGGAGCGCAGCAGCAGGAGGCAAGGCGGCUUCACGAUAACAUCAGCGAGUUGCAGAAAAGAAUUGACGCCGACGCCGCAGAGUUGGCGGGGUGCAGGCGAGAGUUACAGGAGGAGAUUUUGCGCAACGAUGAGGCAGAGCGACUGCUGCGCAAGGCAGCUGCGGAUAUUUCAGCGAUGAGUGCGGGGCUUUUGGAACUGCAGAAGGAAAGAGAUGGGGGGAAUUUACGGUGCGAGCGACUCGAGGCGGUGAUACGCGAUGCAAACAGCCAGCCGCAUCAUGCCAGGAAUGCCGUGAGCAAACAACAACCACUACAAAAUCAGCGGCCUUGCAUUAAUGAAGCGGCCGCGUUGCGGUGUCUGUUCUUGCGGGAUGAAAGAGAGACGGGCUUGCGCGACUUGCCAGAAUUGCCUGCGCAUGCGACGGGCCGGCACUCAUCUUCUGCUCCGCAGGCGGGGACCAGUUGGCUUCAGCCGGUGGAGUCGCAGGCAUCCCGCCGCGAUUUCCUGGCGAGGUCCGUCGGGCACGUGGACACGUCGCUGGACACACGGCUACGGAGUUUAGCAGCGAAGGUGGAUUAUGCGGUGGAGGCAAUGCUCUUCGCAAGAGAUUACGCUCUUCGGAGGCCACGACGAGAAGAAGAAGAGCAGCAGCAGCAGCAGCAGCAGCAGCAGCAACAACAACACCUGACCUCUACCUCACCGCUUAGGGAUGAAACUUCCCGUGGGAGAGACCGCCGCCUUGCCGCGGAGUGCGUCGUGAAGCUGAUGGAAGCCGUGACUCUGCUGAACGAUGCAUUGCAGACUGUCGAGCCGAUCACUUCAGGGGAUGCCACCGGCGUUGUGGGCCAUGAGAAGAACUGCCGACUCGCGAAGCACCUGAGGAAGCAGCGGGAUAUGCUGCACCUUCUGCUGGAGGAGAUGCGGGAUGUGGACACGUCGGGGCGGCGGCGUAUGGCCUCUGCGGCCGUCCUUCUGUGUGACCCUCUCACUGAGCCUCUUGCGACCGCCGUAGCGGAGCGGCUGGGCACGGUGUUGGAGCGUCUUCAACGCGGGGAGCCGUCUCGCACGAGUCAUUCAACUGGCCACGCUGGCGGUGACGCUGGGGUUCUAAAGGGCGACAAGAUCACUUCCUUCACAUCGCCCCCACCUCGGAUUCCUCGAGGAGUAAAAAAAGAUGAUGAUUGUGAAGUGGCAGCGAACGGUAGCGCCACGCGUCAAGUUUACGUGAAUGGAAGAAUCCGUGGGCCAAUCCCACGCCACACAUUUGGUUUUACUGGGGGGCGCCUACAGGUGUCAAACAACGGCACACGUCUGCAGCGCCUGUUGCUUCCAAGUUUAUUGGACACCAUGACGGUCUCCGCGCUCGGGGCACUGGACCACCGAACAAUUCUCACUACGCAGCAGUCUGCUGCUCCGUCGUGUUUCGAGUACACAAUACGGGUAUGUAUGCAUUGCGAUGGUCUGCUUGUAGGGUUUGCUGACCGCUAUCUGCCUCUGGAGGGGUUUGGUCCGGCGCAGAACUCAUUGCGGUACACAAACUGCUACUAUCUGCAUUUGGGCCGCGGCACUUUAUUUUGUCCGGCGCAGGGGAUGGUGGACGUGCCUUACCGUGCGUUUCAGCGCGCUGCUCCUGGCAUCACCACGAAGGAACCGCUGAGUCACUGUAACAACAACAAGGAUGGCGCAACUACUACUACUACUACUACUAAUACAAAUAAUAAUACAGCUGCUGUGCGUAUCGGUGAGGAGAUCAGCUGCUCUCUUGACACGGUGACGCGGACGAUACGGUUCCGUCGGGACGAUGUUGACUGUGGCGUUGCCUUUGAGCGUGUCAGCCUGAAUCGAUCGCUUUUUCCUGCUUUUGAGGUGAACUCACGGGGCUGUACGAUAGAGUUCGUAUGA